UUCGAGAAAAAAAAACAGAAGACUGAGAGUCAACGUAAAGACUAUAGUAUCAGAUGAUGUUCCUCCUAUGACUGAACCAAUUAUGUGUCUAUCGAAUUGUUCGAAUUCUAUUAUCCAAGUUAUUCUACCAAGCAGUGAAUCACAGCACGUGAAAAAGAAAACAGAUGAAACUUUAACAGAUGAAGUACCACACAGUAUCCAUAUUGAGACAUUUAGCAUGUCCAAUUGUCAAAAAUGUGCAGUUCACAUUGGUUCCUCUAUCGGCAAUGAAUAUAAUGUUAACAAUACAGGCUUAAUGAAGUUCGAUCUAUCUGGUGAUUCAAGUAUGAAAACAACAACAAACAGACGUUUCAAGUUGUUAUUGAUGUCAAGCUGGAGCAGAGACCACGUUCGAUGCUGGAUCAUGAAUAUUAAUCUACCAAGUUAUGUAGCAAAUCAAUUUUACCAAGAACAUGUCAAUGGUCUUAUGUUAAAGAUGUACAAGAAAAAGCAUUUAAAAAGGGAUUUCCAUUUGUACACGUCAAAUUGGCGUCUUAUUUUAUAUCUGAGAAAAAAAUGGUUGAAAAUAGAAAAAGUUCCUCAAAUAACAAGUUUGUAUUCACGUUCAGAAAACAUUUCGGUACCUGCGUCUUUUACUUAUGACAUGGUUAUAGCUAAUGACAAUAUCAAAGACAUAAUAUUACAUUUAAACUCAAAGUUGAGGUCAUUUCAAGAUUCAUUUACGGAAUUUAAUAUUUCAGAAUUAAAUUAUUUGCAUCGCGGUGAUUUACGUGUUACGUCAAAAAACUUUGAAUCAGAAUUCGUUGAAAUAUUGAACACGGGAAAAAACAACUUAAUAGUCGGCUUUAUAAAUGUAACACAGUGUACUUUAUGUGACAACUUUAUAGAACAAUUGAGUGAAAUGUUGAGAAAAGUUCAAGAUACUAAUCUAAAGAGUUUUAUACUUGGCGAAUUCAAUUUGCAUAACAGUUCGAGAAAGUUGCUUCUUUAUGAGAAAAAUGUCAUAGGUGCUCUGACAGAUAAUUUGUUUUUCCGACUAAGAACUGAAAGUGUUUUCAUAGGAACCUCAAUUCUAUUUGAUGAAGUUAUAACAAAUGACACGCGUGUGUUUAGUUACGAUCAUGGAAGUUAACAUUAAAAACGAAAAAAAUAAACAUUGUGAAGAUACUGCAGGUACAUUAUGAAAAGCAAACGGAAGUGUAACGUGGAUUUUAGAAUUUUAAAUUUGAAUUUAGACUAAUGUUAAUUCAGACCAAAGCUACGAAAACCAAUAACUUUUGAUUUAAACAUCUUUCGUCGUAGCAAGGUUGACUCAGCCUUACAUCCUUUCGGGGUAGUUAAAAUGAGUACCAUUCCAAAUUUGGAUUGGAGUGGGCAAAACAGAAAAUAUAUGGACUUUUUAUAUGGAAACUAACAGGCAAUAUGUGAUACAUUAAAUAAAAAGCUACACAAGAGGCAACAUUGUUUUGUUUUGUGGCAAGGUCAACUCAGCCUUACAUCCUUUCGGGGUAGUUAAAAUGAGUACCAUUCCAAAUUUGGGAUGGGCAAACAAGAAGAUAUUUUUGGAUCGUAGAGUUUUUGUGAUGAAGAUGACAAUGUUUUUUUAAUUGAAUUGAAUUGAAUUGAAUAGUUGAAGUCGAUUAUAUAAUCAUACAUUAUUAAGCGGAUGAGUCCGUCCAUUUCCGAAAUUGGCAGUCGCUAACUGUGACUGUGACAGGUCUAUUUUGAAAACAAAACGAAAGAACAAACCUUGGAGUUGAUAAUGAUACGUUGUGAGAUUUGCAUUGAGCAGUCUUUUCUUCAAAGAAUGUGCAAAAUGUUGUGUAGUCAUUAUUCAAUAAAGAGAGUGAAAGACAAGUA
Molecule: messenger RNA, 1860 nt
Organism: Asterias rubens (European starfish)
Lineage: Eukaryota; Metazoa; Echinodermata; Asteroidea; Forcipulatida; Asteriidae
Exons: 5
Coding region: 68-1132 (354 amino acids)
Molecular function (GO): protein binding
Source: RefSeq, a predicted model, not a curated record